AUGUCAAUAAUUGAAUUAAAAUCUUCAUUAGGUUAUAUAUGGUAUAGAAUAGGUUGUUUUUUAAUUGAAAUCUAUUCUCAUAUAUCAAAUCUUGGAAUAAUUCGUUAUUUUGAUUCAUUAAUUGAAGAUAAAUCAAAAGAAAGAAUUAUUAUUAUAUGUUUAAUAUUAAUUGCAUUUACAAUUGUAUCAUCAUCAAUUUCAACUAUAUUCAAUUUAUUUAAUGGUUUUGGAAAUUCAAUUGAGGAUUAUCCUUUUUAUUUAUAUAAAUAUAAUAAAAAUCCACUAAAAUCAUUACCAUUAUUAUCUUUAUUUGAUAUAAAUAUAUCAAUUCUUAUUCUUUUACCAAAUAUAAUUAUUAUUUCUCAACUUAUUAAUCGAUAUAUAAAAGAUGAAAAUAUUGUGUUUGAAUCAUCAAUUGAUAUUUUAAUUGGAAAUGUUCUAAAAGGUGUUAAAAAAGAUGGUCAAUCAAUUGAAAUAAUUAAUUCAAAUUCAUCAGGAUCAUGUCAAUUAAUAAAUUUCUUUCUUGUUUUAAUUCGAUAUCAUUUUUCUUAUUCAAAUUCAUUUUAUAAAAUAAAUAAAUCAAUUUGUUUAAUAAUGAGUAUUUAUUCAAUUAUUUCAAUAUUAUUAACUAUAUUUAUAUAUCGAACAUUUGAACUUUUAUUUAAACUUGAAUCAUUUAUAAUUAAUUCAUAUAAUAUUUAUUCUUAUUUAUUAAUAUUAUCAUUAAUUAUAUCAAUUUUAUUUAUAUUAUUAACAAAUCAUGCUUUAUUUUAUUAUUAUACAGUUUGUUAUUUUCAACAAGAAUAUUAUCAAUCAAAUAAGUUAAUACGUUUAUCAAAUUUGAAUGAUCGAUAUUUAAUUGAAAAAUCCAUUCGUCGUUCAUUAAUAUAUUAUUUGUUAUUUGUUAUAUUAUGUGUUAUAUGUCAAUUUCCAUUUCUUAUAUUUAUAUUUAAAUUAUUUUAUUCUGGUUUAAUUGAUUAUUUAUUUAUUAUUUAUAUUAUAUUUCUUUUAUUAUAUUUAUUUAUUUCAAUAAUAUUUCUUUUUUUUCUUUGUUUAUUUCGAUCAUCUUCUUCGAAUUUUAAUUAUUUAAAUAAAUUUACAAAUUAUAAUAAAUCAAUAUCAUCACAUUGUUUAUAUCGAUCAAAUGAAAAUGUUAAAGAAAAAUUCUUUACGAUUGGAACUUCUCAUUUAAUUCCAAGAGAAUCAGUAAGUAGUUGUGGAUUAACUAUUAUUGAUCAUGAAAAUUCUAAUCGAACAAAUUCUCAUUCAACAUUUAAACAAACCGAACGUCUUGCUACUGAUGCUUUUCUUGUUAUGCAUUAA
Messenger RNA from Rotaria sordida, 1323 nucleotides. The record is from the annotation of a GenBank genome assembly. Lineage: Eukaryota; Metazoa; Rotifera; Eurotatoria; Philodinida; Philodinidae.